Messenger RNA from Cicer arietinum (chickpea), 2882 nucleotides. Its product is annotated as probable acyl-CoA dehydrogenase IBR3. Gene Ontology annotation, cellular component: cytoplasm. The record is from RefSeq and is a predicted model, not a curated record. Gene Ontology annotation, molecular function: acyl-CoA dehydrogenase activity; flavin adenine dinucleotide binding. NCBI's taxonomy places the organism in Eukaryota, Viridiplantae, Streptophyta, Magnoliopsida, Fabales, Fabaceae. Gene Ontology annotation, biological process: fatty acid beta-oxidation using acyl-CoA dehydrogenase.
UUUACACAGAGACGUCACGUUUGAAAAAUCGAUUCAACCAACGUGGUUAUCAUCAGUUGAAUUGUUUGUCUUUUCCACAUCACUACUGACACGCCCCAUAAUAAAAUCACACACUUCAAUCAUCAUCUUCUUCAUCUCCAUUAAUCUCUCUCUCUCUUAACGAUCCAUUUUUGAUAUGGCGAGAAACACUACAGACAUUAACCAAUCUUCUCUCCUCCGCUAUUGCUCUUCCAACGUUUCUGGCUUCCCUCUUUCCCCAACUCAUUUCAAUCUCUCUCAGUUUGGACAUGGACAGUCCAAUCCCACUUACUUGAUGGAAGUUGGUUCAAAUGGAUCGGCUGUGAAGCGCUAUGUUCUUAGGAAGAAGCCUCCUGGUGAAUUAUUGGCUUCAGCUCAUGCUGUUGAAAGAGAGUUUCUGGUUCUCCAGGCUCUAGGCAACCAAACCAAAGUUCCAGUUCCUAAAGUUUUCUGUUUAUGCAAUGAUGCAACUGUUAUUGGGACACCAUUUUAUAUUAUGGAGUAUUUGGAAGGAAGGAUAUUCAUUGAUCCCAAAUUACCUGGUAUAUCACCAGAGAGUAGGAGGGCAAUUUACCGUGAAACUGCUAAAACCUUAGCUGCAUUACAUUCUGCUAACGUGGAUUCCAUUGGUCUGGGAAAUUACGGACGACAUAAUGAUUAUUGCAAAAGACAGAUUGAGAGGUGGGCUAAGCAAUAUGUCGCCUCAACCAGUGAGGGUAAACCUGCAAGCAAUCCAAAAAUGUUUGCCUUGAUUGAUUGGCUACGGCAUCAUAUCCCUUCUGAAGAUUCUUCAGGAGCAACAGCAGGUUUGGUUCAUGGUGAUUUUCGCAUCGACAAUCUUGUGUUCCACCCCACAGAGGAUCGAGUAAUUGGCGUACUUGACUGGGAACUGUCUACCCUUGGUAACCAAAUGUGUGAUGUUGCAUAUAUCUGUAUGUCUUAUAUUAAAGAUAUUGGGAAUGAUAAAAUUCGGGAAGGUAUGGAACGUUCAGGAUUGCCAGAGGGAAUUCCUCCACUACCAGAAUAUUUGGCUGAAUAUUGCUCUCUAAUGGGAAGAAAAUGGCCUGUUGCUGAAUGGAAGUUCUACAUUGCCUUUUCUUUGUUCCGUGGGGCUUCAAUUUAUGCAGGAGUGUAUAGUAGAUGGGUUAAGGGUAAUGCAUCUGGUGGUGAGCGUGCUCGUAACACAGAAGUACUUGCUAAUGGUCUUAUUGAUGCUGCUUGGGAAUUUGUUGAACGCAAAUUUGUGCUUCCUCAGCAACCUCCUCCAGGUGUAAAUGCAAAAGAAUUUUCAAAAGAGUUAGUGAAGGGGAAUGAAAUGCAGGGAAUCCAAAAUGAGGGGAGGUUUGUUCCUAGUGAAAAGGUUUUAGUGCUGAGGAAUAAAAUAACUAAGUUCAUGGAGGAACACAUAUACCCCAUGGAAGAGGAAUUUUAUAAACUUGCCCAGUCAGAUGCACGUUGGACUGUUCACCCAGCAGAGGAAAAAUUGAAGGAGUUAGCAAAGAAAGAAGGCUUGUGGAACUUAUGGAUUCCUGUUGAUAGUGCUGCGAGGGCAAAGAAAAUUCUUUAUGAUGGGAGCAAUAAUGAUCUCUCUGCUGAUGCAAAUAACUUGUUAUUGGGUGCUGGUCUAACAAAUCUCGAAUAUGGAUACCUUUGUGAGACGUUGGGUCGUUCUGUUUGGGCUCCACAAAUAUUUAACUGUGGUGCGCCUGACACUGGUAAUAUGGAGGUUUUAUUGCGCAAUGGAAAUAAAGAACAAAUGCAACAAUGGCUUAUUCCUUUGCUUGAGGGGACAAUUAGGUCUGGAUUUGCAAUGACAGAACCACAAGUUGCAUCUUCUGAUGCAACCAAUAUCGAGUGUUCCAUCAAAAGGCAAGGAGAUUCAUAUAUUAUAAAUGGGAGAAAAUGGUGGACAAGUGGUGCUAUGGACCCAAGAUGCAGAGUUCUCAUAGUCAUGGGGAAAACUGACUUCAACGCGCCGAGGCAUAAACAACAAUCGAUGAUCUUAGUGGAUACUCAGACUCCUGGUGUUCACGUAAAGAGACCUUUGAUGGUGUUUGGCUUUGAUGAUGCACCUCAUGGACACGCAGAAGUAAUAUUCGAUAAUGUUCGUGUGCCUGCCACAAAUAUCUUAAUGGGUGAAGGACGUGGGUUUGAGAUCGCUCAAGCUAGGCUAGGUCCUGGAAGGAUGCACCAUUGUAUGAGACUAAUAGGCGCUGCCGAGCGAGGCAUGCAAUUGAUGGUUCAAAGAGCUCUUAGUAGAAAAGCAUUUGGGAAAUUUAUUGCUCAACAUGGCUCAUUUGUUUCAGAUAUAGCUAAGUGCCGAAUAGAGCUAGAGCAGACUAGAUUGUUGGUGUUAGAAGCUGCGGACCAGCUUGAUCGUUAUGGGAACAAAAAAGCUCGAGGGAUAAUUUCAAUGGCUAAGGUAGCUGCACCAAACAUGGCAUUAAAGGUACUUGACAUGGCGAUGCAAGUGCAUGGAGCAGCCGGUUUAUCAUCUGACACAGUCCUUGCACAUCUGUGGGCAACUGCGAGGACGUUGAGAAUCGCAGAUGGUCCGGAUGAAGUCCAUCUAGUUACCAUAGGCAAGUUAGAAUUACAGAGAGCCAAGCUUUGAGAAUUAAAAGCAAGACACCAAAUAAAAACUCACAGGAAAGGAGAAUUCACAAUCUCACUAAUAAUGCUAAUCUCACUAAUAAAUGCUUAUAUGACAUGUUUUUAGUGACAUGACAUGUGAUAUGCUAUGAUGAUGUUGAAUAAUUAAUACACAUGAAAUUGCAAUAAAACUCUAAAAACUUCAGUUUCAACUUCAAAAAUUAUAUAUUUUUGUAAUUUAAUUAUUUACAAAUGAAUAAUUGUUGAAUCUA